Molecule: messenger RNA, 2586 nt
Organism: Chiloscyllium plagiosum (whitespotted bambooshark)
Lineage: Eukaryota; Metazoa; Chordata; Chondrichthyes; Orectolobiformes; Hemiscylliidae
Gene: nudt13
Product: nudix (nucleoside diphosphate linked moiety X)-type motif 13
Molecular function (GO): hydrolase activity
Source: RefSeq, a predicted model, not a curated record
GCAAAGCUAACGACGUACGUGUUGUUAAAAGAUGAAGCCGCCAAUUUUUAAACAUCGCAUUAUGGUGUUGGGUUGGUUAAACUGACGAGUUUAGGGGAACCCAUCUGACGAGUUUAGGGGCGCUCCGUUGUCCCGGGUAACGGCUGCAGUUUUAUCGUUGGACCCGAGGCUCAAAACGGGACGUUUCGGUAAAAAGAAUCCGAAAGGGACCGAGGCUGCUGAGAGGUUAUGUUGCUGAUUGGUGAGAAGGGAUGGGUCGACCUUAGUGACAAACUCGAAGCUGGAGCUGUGAACUGAAAGUUAUGCCUGUCUUUUUGAAGCAUUUCACUACACCGGCCAUGCAAAUAUCCUGCAGAUUGGUUUCAAGUUACGUCAGUCGGAUGCGCUACUUGCUUGAACUGAAGGAGGAUGAUGAAGCCUGCCGGAAAGCGCUGAGCUCUGGAGUAUUUCUUCUCUUUCACAGUUUCUCACCCUUGUUGCAAAGGAGUGAGAGCAAGUAUAUGGCACCGUUUGUGAUGGCCUCAGAACUGAAUGGCAUUCUCCACAUACUGGAUCAGAAGGAGAAGUAUAAGGAACAGUCAGUGCUGAUUAGCUGUACAGAGAGUCGUGUGCCACAAUUUGCCCUAGAUCUAGGUAAAAUUGAAAAAGCCAGAACCGAAUCGGUUCUGAAGGGAACAUUUGUUGAUUUACGGAAAGCCUUCUUCCUCUUGGAUGGAAAGGAUGCACCUUUACUGUCAAAGGCACAGGGUCUUCUCCGCUGGCACAGCACACAUCUCUAUUGCAGUAGAACUGGACGUCGGACACACAAGAAUAUGUCAGGCAGUAAACGUAUCUGUAGCUCAGAAGAAAUAACCUACUACCCGCAGGUGUCUCCUGUAAUUAUUGUGCUGGUGUCUGAUGGAGCACACUGCCUGCUGGCACGUCAGAAGUUAUUUCCCCCUGGAAUGUACAGUGCCCUGGCUGGAUUCUGUGAUAUUGGGGAGACUGUGGAGGACUCAGUGCAACGGGAGGUUGCCGAAGAAGUUGGUUUGAAUGUAUCCUCCCUAGAGUAUUCUGCAUCUCAGCACUGGCCCUUUCCCAACAGCUCACUGAUGAUUGCUUGCCAUGCAAUGGUGCAACCAGGGCAGAACAAGAUUGACCUGAACCACUCGGAGCUUGAGGCUGCUCGCUGGUUUGAUGCUAAGGAGCUAACGGAAGCUUUAAAACGUAAGCGGAUGCCCACCAAGAAAGAAAUGGGAGAUGUUCCAUUUUGGAUCCCACCACCGUGGGCUGUAGCACAUCAACUAAUCAAGGAAUGGACCGAAAGUCAGCAGCCAUCCUGAAAUUUUUCAAUUGGUGUAUUUGUCGGAUUGUUUGCUGCGUAGAAACUAUUUCUUUCUCAUUUGAUUUAUGUGCUUGGUCAGGUAUUAAUGAAGUAGCUGUAAAACCCAACAAAUGUUCAUUGUAUCAGACUUUUCUUCUAUAACAUUUAUAAACCGGAAUAGGUGUCUUCUAUGUAUAACAGGGGAUAUAGGAGAUUAUCACAAAGUGAUCACUGCAUUAAGGCAUUAUUGAUAUGGAUCCUAUUGAAAUCAUUGGCAUCAUCAGAGCAUUAUGUGCUUAUUUUAAAAGAUACAUCCUGAGAUUUGUGUUUAAAAAGUGUUUUACGCUUGGUAUUUUCCCAGAAUAGAUUUCCUUUUUAAAAACCAAACUGAAUAAGUCCCUGUUGUCUUCAAGUCAAAUCAGACUGCGGGAUAUGGGAGCUCUAUCAGAAUAUAGAAAAUCUGAAAUGAGGUAAGGGAAUGUUGCUAAAAUCUACAUAAAUUUCUACUUUAUAACUUUAAUUUCUUGAAGUUUGAGGAUGGUUGUUUCAAAAGAAUGCUGGCAAUAUUCAGGUAAAUAAUGUUAAUGUUAAAUAAUGUUAAAAUCAUUUCCCAAAGUCCACCCACAAAGGAAUUAAGUUAAUUACAGGCAGCAAGGUGACUCUGCUGCCUCACAGUGCCAGAAACCUGGGUUCAAUUCUAGCCUUGGGCAACUCUGCUCAUUCCACACAGGCAUUCUCCCUGUGUCUGCAUGUGUUUCCUCCCACAGUCCAAACAUGUACAGGUUAGGUGGAUUGGUCUUGUUAAACUGCCCCUAGUUUCCAAGGAGGUGUAGCCAUGGGGAAUGGAAGCAUUAUAGGGAGGGGCUGGGUCUGGGUGCGAUGCUCUUUGGAGGGUUGCUGUGGUCUCUGGGCCAAAUGGCCUGCUUCCACACUAUGGGGAUUCUGUGAUUAGAAACCUGAAUCAUUGAAAAAUAUACAAUUGGAGUUGAUCAUCUUUUGUAUUAUAUAGACUGAAUAGCAAUGCACACAACUUAAGCAAUUAAAUCCAGUUACAUUGAAUUUCAUUGAAAUAUUUAAGCAACUAUUAGUUGUUACAAUUUUUGAUAUAUUUAACAAUUAUACUCUUGACAAUGUUUGCACAUUUCAGUGCCUCAGUGUUGGACUUGAUGAAUCACUUCUAUCCAUUAAAUGCAUUCUGUGCAUUUUAAGGCUUUAUGUGUGGGAAAUUGUCUCACUAACGUGAUUGUUUUUUUUUGAAGAAGUAAUAAAGAGGAUUGAUGAGA